CAAAGGGUCUCACCUGGGUGAAGUCCCUGGGGACCUGGGAUUUAUCAUCACUCUUGAGCUCACUCUUUAGAUGGUAACUAAUGCAGGAGAAGCCGGCUUGGGGCAGAUUGGCUCUUGGCCUGCUCUGAGUUGACUGGCACCCACACAUAAGGGGUAUGGGCCUGUUGAUUCUGGGUUAAUGGAGGGACGCCGAGUCCGUGAGCCACUACCCCAAGGUGUGCAUCUGCAGAGUGCCCGCCCAUUGGGAUGGAAUCACACCGCAUCGAGGACAACCAGAUCCGCGCCUCUUCCAUGCUGCGCCACGGCCUCGGAGCCCAGCGCGGCCGGCUCAACAUGCAGGCUGGUGCCAAUGAAGACGACUACUAUGACGGGGCGUGGUGUGCUGAGGACGAGUCACAGACCCAGUGGAUUGAGGUGGACACCCGAAGGACGACUCGCUUCACAGGCAUCAUUACUCAGGGCCGGGACUCCAGCAUCCAUGACGACUUUGUGACCACCUUCUUCGUGGGCUUCAGCAAUGACAGCCAGACCUGGGUGAUGUCCACCAAUGGCUAUGAGGAAACGACCUUCCAUGGGAAUGUGGACAAGGACACACCUGUACUGAGCGAGCUCCCUGAGCCGGUGGUGGCCCGGUUCAUCCGCAUCUAUCCGCUCACCUGGAACGGUAGCCUGUGCAUGCGCCUGGAGGUGCUAGGCUGCCCCGUGACCCCUGUCUAUAGCUACUAUGCACAGAAUGAGGUGGUGACCACAGACAGCCUGGACUUCCGGCAUCACAACUACAAGGAUAUGCGCCAGCUGAUGAAGGUUGUGAAUGAGGAGUGUCCUACAAUUACCCGCACAUACAGCCUGGGCAAGAGUUCACGGGGGCUCAAGAUCUAUGCAAUGGAAAUCUCGGACAACCCUGGAGAGCACGAGCUUGGGGAGCCUGAGUUCCGCUACACAGCUGGGAUCCACGGCAACGAGGUGCUAGGCCGAGAGCUCCUGUUACUGCUCAUGCAGUACCUGUGCCACGAGUACCGUGAGGGCAACCCCAGGGUGCGCAACCUGGUGCAGGACACGCGCAUCCACCUGGUGCCCUCGCUGAACCCUGAUGGCUAUGAGGUGGCGGCGCAGAUGGGCUCGGAGUUUGGGAACUGGGCGCUGGGGCUGUGGACUGAGGAGGGCUUUGACAUCUUUGAGGACUUCCCUGAUCUCAACUCUGUGCUCUGGGCAGCUGAGGAGAAGAAAUGGGUCCCAUACAGGGUCCCGAACAAUAACCUGCCAAUUCCUGAACGUUACCUGUCCCCGGAUGCCACGGUAUCCACAGAAGUCCGGGCCAUCAUUUCCUGGAUGGAGAAGAACCCUUUUGUGCUGGGAGCAAAUCUGAAUGGUGGUGAGCGGCUUGUGUCUUACCCCUAUGACAUGGCCCGGACACCUAGCCAGGAGCAGCUGUUGGCCGCGGCACUGGCAGCUGCCCGCGGAGAAGAUGAUGACGAGGUAUCUGAGGCCCAGGAGACUCCAGAUCAUGCCAUUUUCCGCUGGCUGGCCAUCUCGUUUGCCUCUGCCCAUCUCACCAUGACAGAGCCCUACCGGGGAGGGUGCCAGGCCCAGGACUACACCAGCGGCAUGGGCAUUGUCAACGGGGCCAAGUGGAACCCUCGCUCUGGGACUUUCAAUGACUUCAGCUACCUGCACACUAACUGCCUGGAGCUCUCCAUAUACCUGGGCUGUGACAAGUUCCCCCAUGAGAGUGAGCUGCCCCGAGAGUGGGAGAACAACAAAGAGGCGUUGCUUACCUUCAUGGAGCAGGUGCACCGUGGCAUUAAGGGUGUGGUGACAGAUGAGCAAGGUGUUCCCAUCGCCAAUGCUACCAUCUCUGUGAGUGGCAUCAACCACGGUGUGAAGACAGCAAGUGGAGGUGAUUACUGGCGCAUUCUGAACCCGGGUGAGUACCGCGUGACAGCUCAUGCAGAGGGCUACACCUCAAGUGCCAAGGUCUGCAACGUGGACUAUGAUAUCGGGGCCACCCAGUGCAACUUCAUCCUGGCUCGCUCCAACUGGAAGCGCAUUAGGGAGAUCUUGGCUAUGAACGGGAACCGUCCCAUUCUGCGAGUUGACCCCUCACGACCCAUGACCCCCCAGCAGCGGCGCAUGCAGCAGCGCCGUCUUCAGUACCGGCUCCGGAUGAGGGAACAGAUGCGGCUGCAUCGCCUCAAUUCUACCACAGUCCCUGCCACAAGCCCCACUCCUGCCCUUACGCCUCCCCCUUCCCCUACACCAGCCAUUACCUCGAGGCCCUGGGAAGUUCCACCCACUACCACUGCAGGCUGGGAGGAAUCAGAGACUGAGACCUAUACAGAAGUAGUGACAGAGUUUGAGACAGAGUAUGGGACUGACCUGGAGGUGGAGGAGGUAGAGGAGGAGGUAGAGGAAGAGGAGGAGGAGGAGGAGAUGGAUACAGGUCUCACAUUUCCAUUCACAACAGUAGAGACCUACACAGUGAACUUUGGGGACUUCUGAGACUGAGAACCCAAAGCCCUGGCCCAAUUCCAACUAAAGCAGCAUUUCCCAAGCCUGUGCUGGCAGACACAGCCAUCAGAUGCCCCUGGUGGGCCCUGCUCUCCCAGUGUGGGACAUCAAAGCCACUGGGACCAGAGUCUGUGCAGAAGCCCCAGUUCUAUCUGCUGGCCACUGGGGGAGGGGCAGGCAAGGAAGCCAACGUCACACCAAUAAAACAAGCUCAUGACACCGCC
Molecule: messenger RNA, 2732 nt
Organism: Grammomys surdaster
Lineage: Eukaryota; Metazoa; Chordata; Mammalia; Rodentia; Muridae
Product: adipocyte enhancer-binding protein 1
Exons: 12
Coding region: 247-2499 (750 amino acids)
Biological process (GO): proteolysis; negative regulation of transcription by RNA polymerase II
Molecular function (GO): RNA polymerase II transcription regulatory region sequence-specific DNA binding; DNA-binding transcription repressor activity, RNA polymerase II-specific; zinc ion binding
Source: RefSeq, a predicted model, not a curated record